AUGACCUCCGUGGCCCUUUCCAACACGCAGAGGCUGUGCUUCUGCUUGUCGAGGGUGAUUUCCAAAGUGCUGCUGAAGAAAAGUGCCGGAUUGGCCAGGAAGGAGGACAACUUCCUGAACAUGCUCUGGAAAUCUGGGUCCCUUCCAGGCUCCUCCUCGCACUCCAUGAAGUAUUUCUACAGCUCCAUGUUGGACCCCAGUCAGGGGCUGCCCCAGUUUGUUGGUCUGGGGUACGUGGACAGUCAAGUCGUUGUUUACUAUGACAGCAACAUUAAGAAGGCUCAGUCUCGAGUCUCCUGGAUGGAGAAGGUGGGCAAGGAACACCCCCAGUACUGGGACAGAGACCCAGAAAGCAGACACCAGAGCUUUGCUAGUUGUGCCCCUGCUCCCUGGAGGGUCUCCCCACCUGCCUCCCAGGGCCCCUCCUGGCCCUUCAGAGCAGCAGAGCUGGACCCAGAAAGCAGCCAGAGCUCCCCCUGGUGGAGAAAGGAGGAAGGAGCCCAGCCAGGUGGUGGGAAGCCCAGAAGACUUGGGGCACCAUCCAAGUCUGUCCAAUGGGAGCUUUCCUGCCUGUUAGGUUUCUCCUCCACCUUCCAGGCUCUGGAGGGGCUCGGAGUUAAUUCCGGCGGUGCCGUUUCUGCACAGAUCCCAGUGGUGACGGUGAGCAACAGGACGGAGGCUGACAAAGGGAUGGAGACGCACGUCUGCUGCAUGGAUGGCUUCUACCCCAAGGAGAUCGACGUCUCCUGGAGGAGGGACGGGGCGGUCUGGCUGCAGGACACCCUCUGUGGGUCUGUGGCCCCCAACGCGGACGGGACCUUCCACUACUGGCUCAGUAUCCAGAUCGAUCCCAAGGAGAGGAGCCGCUACUGGUGCCACGUGGAGUAUGGCAGCCUGCAGGAGCCUGUGGACGUGGCCAUGGAAGAGCCUGGUGAGAGGCUGGGGAGAGACAGGGCUGUCUGACCUGAAGGGAUCCCUGGCUGAUUCUUGGGCGGGGGGUGGGGGGAUUUUUACAGCAAGACAAAACCUAAAUAGGAGGAUAUGUAUAAUAUAAGAGCUGUAUUAUACAAGAGGGAAAAAGCCUUGAAAGACACAAGGGCCUCAUUUUAUUACCAAAUGACUUGUGGAUCUUCUUAUUUAUGAUUUCAUUUGUUACAGGGUGGCCAGAUGUCCUG
Messenger RNA from Candoia aspera, 1175 nucleotides. RefSeq names its product patr class I histocompatibility antigen, B-1 alpha chain-like. The transcript is spliced from 4 exons. Gene Ontology annotation, cellular component: external side of plasma membrane. Gene Ontology annotation, biological process: immune response. The record is from RefSeq and is a predicted model, not a curated record. NCBI's taxonomy places the organism in Eukaryota, Metazoa, Chordata, Lepidosauria, Squamata, Candoiidae. The coding region runs from base 1 to 963 and encodes 320 amino acids.